This is a messenger RNA of Oryza brachyantha (malo sina), 6748 nucleotides long. RefSeq names its product protein ROS1A-like. Gene Ontology annotation, molecular function: DNA N-glycosylase activity; DNA binding; DNA demethylase activity. The transcript is spliced from 21 exons. The record is from RefSeq and is a predicted model, not a curated record. NCBI's taxonomy places the organism in Eukaryota, Viridiplantae, Streptophyta, Magnoliopsida, Poales, Poaceae. The coding region runs from base 717 to 6743 and encodes 2008 amino acids. Gene Ontology annotation, biological process: base-excision repair.
CCCUCACUUUCCUCCGACACCCAAGAACUAGGGUUUGGGGAGCCCGUUCACCCCCGGUCAGCCGCCAUUCCGCCGCCGGUCCGCCGCCCCCGGAGCCCGCGCCAGUCCGCCGCCGCCGGUUCCCGCGACAAUCCGCUGCCGGUCGCCGUCCUCCCCUCCCCCGCCCCCCGCGACAGUCCUCCGCCCCCGUCGUCCUUCGCCGCCGCUCGGGCUCGGCGUCGGUCGCCGUCCUCCGUUCCCGUCGUCCUCCGCCGAGCUUGUGGUCGCCGUUCUCCUCGUCCGCCGAGAUCCUCCGCCGCGGUUGCCUCCUCCCGUCGGGCAGCCUCUGUCUCUCCCACCGGCCACCUCCAUCUCCCUUCUUCUUCCUCUACUCUGGUAAGUGACUAGGAGCAUUUGCCCAUAAUAAAUCUUCUAGAUCUAUUAAAAGCUGGCAUUUUCUGGGUUGGUCUGCGAAGCGCUCUGCGAAGUUAAAGUAGUCUGCAUGGUGAAUCAGAUGGGGUGGCACCAUGUAGAGUCCUAUGUUCACAAGUUAUGCUCGGUUGUGCAACAAGUGGACAAUGGUUGCGAGGAGUGAAAGUGAAAUCCCAUUUUAAGAAAAGAAGUCCUUGGUGUUGUUGAGCAACUAGGGGGAUCAUGGCACGAAGGUGAAAAUAACUGGGAGCUAGCUGCUGUGCUUCAGCUGGACUUGCGCCUCUAAGAGAAAACAUUAGCAUGAUAUGGCAGGCAUUGCAGGUGAAGGAAAUAUGGAGGUGGGGAUAGGUCAAUGGCUGCAUGAGACUCAUGGUAUCAAUCUAUGCUUCUUAACUUCUUCUAUGCCACCUCAGGUGAAUCCUUCCAUUGAGACAGGAAUUAGAAAUGUCACACCUGUACCAUCUGAGAAGGUAUCUACUAAUUUGCAAGCUGUUAGGAGUGAUGGUGGACUGGCUGAAGGCACUGAUCGCACCAGAAAAACAGUUCAAAAACCUAAAAGAAAAAAACACAGGCCAAAGGUCAUUAAAGAAGGAAAAGCAGCAAAGGCACAGAAGUCUACAACUGGAGAGCCUUCCACGGAGAAGGGGAAUAAACCAGCUGGUAAGAGAAAGUAUGUCAGGAGAAAGGGACUAAAUACACCAACAGAGCAGCUUCCAUCAGAAUUUGCUGAUGCACACACUAUAGAUGUACCAAGUCCAGCCAGAAGAUGUUUGAACUUUGAUAGAGAAGAUCAAGAUGAAAAUGUGGAUCUGGUAUCACAAACUCAGGUGAAAGAGAUACCUACUUGUCAUGGGGGUGCUCAGUCGUUAACAUCUGCUGUCGAAAGAAGUCAUAUCCAAGUAGUUCAACCUUGGAGUGGCAUCAGCAGCUCAAUUUCUGCUUCAGUUGAUCCAAUGGCCAACAUGCAGCAACUAUGGGCUGACAGCAGGCCAAACAGAGCAACUUUUGACCUUAACAAUUCUGUAGCGAAUCAUAUUCCAAGCAAGUUUCCUAAUCAUACAGACAGUUCUGGUCAAAAUUUUCAGUUUGGCUCAAGAGAGCAACUAAACCAGUUCCAGGAUUUCUAUAACAGCAUUCCAGAUAGGAGUGUCUAUUUGAAAAGUUCUGCAAAACAGAUGCAGAGCUGCUCAAUUGAUUAUGAUCUUUACUUAUUUGUGCCUCAAUCUUCUACAGAAGAAUUAUCUAGACCUGACCAGAUGUUUUGUGGCUAUAAGAUUCUGGAAAAUCCAGCUGUGCCUGCUCGGCAUACCGAAAGAGUCUGGAAGGCAGGAAAUUUCAAUCAUGAAGUUUCUAUGACAGUCAAUCCAAUGCCCCAAGGAUAUAAAAUCCCACAAAGUCCAAUUAUACCUUCCACAUGUAGUGAAAGGAACACAAUGAGCAGAAAUCUGAGUAAGUUUCCUGUGAAAAAUGAUUACUUGAGGUUUGCUACCAAUCCCAAUGACCAGGGAGCUGCUUUUGACCUUCACAAUUCUCGCUUCUCAGAUGUUCAUGCAAUAGGUAAAAAGAGAGAAUUCAAUGCUAUCAAUGGUCAUCAGGUUUCUUUUGGCGUGAACUUGGAACAAUCAAAUAGUGAAAGGCAGUUCUAUAAUGACCCCCUUCCCACCAGCUCACAAACAUAUCUUCCUGAAACAUGUAAAAGGAUGAGAUCAGAGAAUCAUAGCAAUUGGUUGAAUGGACUUGCGGGAAAGUUUUCUUCCUCAUCAGCAUAUCUGUCUGGUAACUGGAAUAUAAAUAAUGUUUCAGCAGUAAACCCUGGAGUGUGUACCUUGGCUGAUGUACAAAGGUUGAUGUCCCAUGAGAAAUCAAAAUCUUCCCAGCAAAUGAUUGGCUCGAGGACAGUAGUAAACAAUAUGGUCCAGCAACAAGCUGACCCUACUCUGCAGAACACCAGCAACAAAUAUUUUAUCGCUUCGUCUGACAAACAUUUCAAAGACUUCACUGCACAGGAAACAGAGUUGCCUGACAGUGCCAUGAAUUCACGGGGAGAAAAUAUUGUCCGCACAAAUGGAGACCAUCAACUUGAGUCUUUAGAAAUCAGACCUCCUCGGCAUUACACCAGUGAGUGUUUUGCUUUACCUAACGAAUUGUCUGGAUAUACAACAGCUGGGCACACCCAGUUGCGUAGUGCCACAAUGAACCCAUCCAUAAAAAAAAAUUAUUUCUCAAGCAACGGUAUUCAUCAACCUCAGUCUUCGGAGAACCAGUCGGUUAUUAAGGGGCCAGAUUUGUUUGAACCACAUAAUUCUUUUAUUCAGUAUGGCACUGACGGAACUUCGUGCAUUAAUAUUCCUGCUCAGAAGAUUGAUAGAACAUCUGCUGAAGUUGGCUCCCAUUUUCAAUCAAUAAAUCAAUCAACAAGAACUGAGAACUGCCAUCUGGAAGCUUCUAGAGAAACCACAUCAGCAAGCCCCACAGAGAAGCCAAAAGCUAGGGGCCGACCAAGGAAAGACGCAGAACCUGGUGGUAAGCCAAGAGCUAGGGGCCGUCCAAACAAAGAAGCAGAACCCGAUGGAAAGCCAAAACCUAGGGGCCGUCCAAGGAAAGCAGCAGAUCCCGAUGGGAAGCCAAAAGCUAGGGGCCGUCCAAGGAAAAAAGCAGAAGCCAAUGGGAAGCCAGAAGACAUAAAUUCUACAAUGAUAGAACAUGAUGGUCGUGAAAAACAUUCGUCAACAAAAGGUAGACAUACUGAUCAUGCAAGUAUUUCAUGUGCCUUGGAACCUUCUUCUGGAAUUAGUCCUAGAUUGACACCAGUUGAAGCAGAAAGAAGUGGGGUGAUAAGAUCAAGAAUUUUGGAAACUUACUACCAUGAUAAGUACAAUAGCUUAAGUUCAAUGCAGACCCAUACUGGAACCAUUCCUGAAAUUAUACAACCAUCACUUGAUUAUGUAGAAGCCAUAAUUGAGAAGUUAAAUCUCUUAAGCAUCAGUAUGAUAUCAGACAAUAUUGUGGAAGAGGCAUCAAAAAAUUCUCUUGUUCCUUAUGAAGACAAACUUGGUGCUUUGGUUCCCUUCGAGGGAAAGUCAAAGAAAAAACAUUCUCGGGUCAAAGUGAACAUCGAUCCAGUCACCAAUUUGAUGUGGAACUUAUUAAUGGCACCAGAUAUGUGUGACGGUGCUGAAGGAAUGGAUGAUGAUAAGGAGAGAUUUCUUGAAGAAGAAAGAAGAGUGUUCCGAGGACGGAUUGAUUCAUUUAUUGCUCGCAUGCAUCUUGUUCAAGGGGACAGGCGUUUUUCUCCAUGGAAAGGGUCGGUUGUGGACUCAGUUGUGGGCGUCUUUCUUACUCAGAAUGUUUCAGACCAUCUUUCUAGUUCUGCUUUCAUGGCGCUUGCUGCGAAGUUCCCUGUCAAGUCAGAAGGCCCUGAAAAUCCUGCAGUAGAGAUGUCUUUUGCACCUCCUGAACAGAAAGACGGUUGUUCUGGACUGUUCGGUGAAUCUAUCAAGUUGCAAGGCAAUUUCUUUGUUGAAGAGAUACGUGAUAUAAGAUCAUUAAAUACUGUAGAAGAUAAUGAAGGUAGCAACAGCAAUGAAUUGAUUGGUACUUCAUCUGGAAAUGCCAUCAACCAGGUAACGCGGGAAUGUCCUGUUUCUUAUAUGAAGUCACAAACUGGAUCCCAUGAAAAUAGGACACCAGGAUAUACUGCCCCGGAAAUUGUUUCUGCGGGUACGGUAGAAGUUGACGAUGGGUCUCUGGAGGAUGUUCUUUCUUCACAAAAUUCUGCUGUUUCUCCUCAAAACUCCCCAGAAUAUUGUCUAAACAGAACCUAUACAAUGGGUUCUAGUUCAACUGUAAAUUCAGAGCUUCCACCAAUUCAAGAUAAACAAAGCAUUCCAAAUGGAAAGGUUGGAUCAUCAGAAUAUCAUGAAGUCAGUGUACUUCCAACCUCAGAUCUGAAUAAGGGUGUUCUGCUUGAUCUGAAUAGAAUAUAUCAACCUGCGCAUACUCCCUACAUGCAGAAUAGUCUGUUUGAUUUCACAGAUGUCUCAUAUGGCAGCCAUUUGGACACAUCAUUUGGUACAGGACUUGAUGGGGUGAAUAUAUCCAAUGUUACACAAUCUGAGGAUGGUCUGUGUCAGCAUCGAACUGCUUCUGUCAACAAAAAUAAAACCAAAAUGACAGAUUCAUCUAACAGCUUCUUAUAUGACAGAGAUGGGUCAUUGAGUCAGGACAUGUGUUCUUUCCCUUUUGAACCUUCACAAGAAGCUGACUGUUUACCAACAAUUAAACAAAGCUUCCAGCAAUUAAUUAGUUCAGAGGAAGUGCCCAUUUCUACAGGUCAUUCUUUCUAUGAUAACCGUUUCACUAGUAACAAAACUGGAAAUUCAUAUAUAGAACAGCAUGAUUGUUUAAAUUUGCAGGAAGUAUACACUGCAAGAACAAGCCAAAUGAAUAGUGAACGGUUUCUGCCACAAUGCAACUGGCAAGACAAUGAUAUCAUAGUUCAGGCAAAAACAUGUGAAAACUUGUGUGGAAACAAGACCCCUCAUUCAGAUGUUUCCCAAAGAGUUGCUUCAGUUUCAAUUGGAAAAUCCAAACAUAGUGAAAAGAGUCCAUUGGAAUUUUCUACAGAUGGAUCAAAAACUAGUAAAGUGCGGGGUCGGACUAAAAGGAAACAUUUUGACUGGGAUAAUUUACGAAAAGAAGUGUUACACAAUUGUGGGAACAGACAAAGAAGUGACAAAGUUAAGGAUGCAAUUGAUUGGGAGGCAGUACGCCAAGCAGAUUUGAGGGAAAUAUCUGAAGCUAUCAGAGAGCGAGGAAUGAAUAACAUGCUAGCAGAACGGAUAAAAGCAUUUCUAAACCGAUUGGUGAGCGAUCAUGGAAGCAUUGAUCUUGAAUGGCUAAGAGAUAUUGAACCUGACAAAGCAAAGGACUACCUUCUAAGCAUUAGAGGGCUUGGGCUCAAAAGCGUGGAGUGUGUUCGUCUGUUGACACUACACCAUAUGGCUUUUCCAGUGGACACAAAUGUUGCCCGGAUAUGCGUGAGGCUUGGAUGGGUGCCACUUCAACCCCUUCCAGAGUCUCUUCAACUGCACUUGUUGGAACUGUACCCCAUGCUGGAACAGAUACAGAAAUAUAUUUGGCCUCGAUUGUGCAAGCUUGAUCAACUGAUAUUAUAUGAGCUUCACUACCAAAUGAUAACUUUUGGAAAGGUCUUCUGUUCAAAAAGUAGGCCGAACUGCAAUUCAUGUCCAAUGAGAGCUGAGUGUAAGCAUUUUGCUAGUGCAUUUGCAAGUGCACGGCUUGCUCUUCCUGGACCAUUAGAGAGGAGUUUGGUGGUCAAACCUGAAGAUCCAAAUGCUGCAGAGCGUUGUCACAAAAAAUACACAGAUUCAAGGCCUAUAGGCCAACUUAGCUGGAAUACUAACCAUCCUGAGCAUGUUUGUGGUGACCAACAACCAAUCAUUGAGGAACCAUCAACCCCAGAACCUGAACCUGAAAAUGCAGAGACAAAAGAGGCUGAAAUAGAGGAUUUUUUUGGUGAAGAUCCUGAUGAAAUUCCUACCAUAAAUCUUAAUGUUGAGGAGUUUGCACAGAACUUGAAAAGUUAUAUUCGAUCAAAUAAUAUUGAGAUUGAAGAUGCUGACAUGUCAAUGGCAUUAGUUGCCAUAACCCCUCAAGCUGCUUCCGUUCCAACUUCUAAGCUCAAGAAUGUCAACCGCCUGAGGACAGAACACCAAGUCUAUGAACUGCCGGACUCACACCCUCUACUGGAAGGAUUUGAUCAAAGAGAACCAGAUGAUCCCUGCCCAUAUCUUCUUUCUAUAUGGACCCCAGGUGAAACUGCACAAUCAACUGAUGCACCCAAGACAUUCUGCAACUCCCAGGAAACUGGUAAACUAUGUGAAAGUUUGACAUGCUUUAGUUGCAACAAUCUGCGGGAAAUGCAGUCUCAGAAAGUCAGAGGAACCCUUCUGAUACCAUGCCGAACAGCAAUGAGAGGAAGCUUUCCACUUAAUGGGACAUAUUUUCAAGUUAAUGAGGUAUUUGCUGACCACUACUCCAGCCAAAAUCCGAUUGAUGUUCCACGAAGUUGGAUAUGGAAUCUCCCAAGACGAACAGUUUACUUUGGAACCUCAGUUCCUACAAUAUUUAGAGGCUUAAAUACUGAAGAGAUACAACAUUGCUUUUGGAGAGGAUUUGUGUGCGUGAGGGGCUUUGAUAGGAAAUCGAGGGCACCAAGACCGCUUUAUGCAAGGCUUCAUUUUCCUGCUAGCAAGGUUGCAAGAGGCAAAAAGCCUGCAGCAGCAAGAGAGGAAGAAAUAGGCCAUUGAAGAGG